Messenger RNA from Lodderomyces margitis, 7629 nucleotides. It is a transcript of the gene CHK1, whose product is annotated as Chk1p. Bases 1 to 7629 code for a protein of 2542 amino acids. The transcript has a single exon. Lineage: Eukaryota; Fungi; Ascomycota; Pichiomycetes; Serinales; Debaryomycetaceae. Gene Ontology annotation, biological process: phosphorelay signal transduction system; protein phosphorylation. Gene Ontology annotation, molecular function: ATP binding; phosphorelay sensor kinase activity. The record is from RefSeq and is a predicted model, not a curated record.
AUGACGUCUCCUACCAGUGAAAGAAGGGAAUCAAUGGAAAAUCUUUCUCCAACUACAUCAAACGAUGUAAAUGCUGCAAAGACAACCAAUAAUAGCAUUUUCUCAGGUGCUACAUCAAAUAAUACAAGCAGACCAAUAGAACGUCCAGAAGUCCUGAGAAGAACAACCUUCGAUUACGAUUUUGUUGCAAAGAGUGUCUUGUCGCCUCCACAAAUUCUGGAAAAUUUGGCAAAAUUGAAAUUGAAUUCAUCAUUACCAGUUGGCUCCUCAUUUUCAGUUUCACAAAACCCAUCGGCAUUGAAUUUAAACUAUGAAUUAAGUCCUGACAAUGGUAUUGAGCCAUCAAGAAUAAUAAAGCCACCCUCGCGUAUUAGUAUACCAAGCGAUGGCGUCAAUGGUUACUUCACUGACCCAACAUCGAGCCCUGACGCGUAUGAAGAUGAAAAAAGAUCAGGCAUUAAUCCAAAUCAAAGCAUCACCACCUUAUUCGAUGAUGACCAAGAUUUAAACUCAUUAAGCUCGUCUCAUGCACUUACAAUGGACGAAGAGAGUUCCUCGCUUUCACUGGAAACACGAGAAAAUGUAGUGUUGGGUAAAUCAUCCUAUUUGAAUAAUGUCAACUAUAUCAGAGAUCAUUUGGAUUUUUUAAAUCAAAACUUGAAUACCCACAAAUCCCCAAGAAAUUCAGAUUCCAAGUAUCGGGAUUUUUCCAAUAUGCUACCAGAUACAAUACCCGGUUAUAACUUAGUUAGACAGUUUGGGAACUCCAGUUAUCAAACUAACUUAUUGUUUCAUGGGUUGAAAGUGGGGGGCACCAACGAUAUCCACAAUGAUAACUUUACUUGCAAUUUGGCUAGUAAUAGAAAGGACUUUGUCGAGAUUAACUCAAAGGUUGUGUUGAGUAUAUCUCCUAAUAUUUUAAAGAAUUUAUCGCUUUCAAGACUACUCAAUGAAUGGUAUGUUUUAUCGGGCACCAACCCCCCAAAGACGCAUCUAUUAUGGUCGAAUGAAACUUUGACCAAUGAGUUUGUUACCGACACUAAACGGCCAAAACUACAAACGGAUAAAAAAUACGGGCUUAGUACUUUGCCACUAGGAAUUCCGGGUAUUUUGUAUCCAAUGGAAAUUUUAACGUUUAGCUUCAUAAGUCAACAAGACAUCGAUUUAUUAGAAAAAAAGCAUAAGAAACAAAAACGAGUCGCUUUGGUGUACAACGAUAAUGACUACAAGACGUUCCGUGACUAUAGCUGUGGUGCCUCUGAAGUUCAUCCAGAGAGAAACAAUUCCAUCUCAUCUAAUGGCUCAGGUAUCCGUUCAAUAAAAAGCGGGAAUUCCACUACACAAAACACACCUAGUGAGUCCAUUGACCAAUCAAAUGGCUUUUUUAACGGCAUAGGUCCAAUUGGUGCAACCAGUUCGACAAAUUCGUUGUUUAACAAAUUGACCGAGCAAGUUACAAGCAGUCCCAAGACCCCUUUAAAAGUAAUUGAAAUAAUUUCUGAUUUGAUAAAAGUUAUCGAAACUUUGGGCGUGGUACAUGAACUCGGGUUUGUUCAUAAUGGUAUUACCAGUAUGAACUUGUUGAAAUCUGAAACUGACCAGAAUGAUAUCAGGAUCACUGGCUGGGAGUUUGCCUUUUCUCACCUUGAAGACUGUAUAUACGGUUACAGAAAAAACCAUUUGAACGAAAUAUCGGACUUGAUUCCAUAUAUGGCCCCAGAAGUGUCGGGUGUUGUUAAUCAGAUGGUGGACCACCGAUCAGAUUUUUACUCCAUUGGUAUUGUGAUGUAUGAAUUGCUAUUGGGAACUUUACCGUUCCAAAGCGAGGAUCCAAAUUCAAUUGUACGCAUGCACAUUUUUCAAAAGCCAGUUGCUCCUCACUUGUUGGCACCUAGUUGGAUCUCAGAGAAACUUAGUUCCACCAUUAUGAGGUGUCUUGAGAAGAAUCCACUGGAUAGAUACACCGACUGCUAUUCGUUAUUAAGCGAUUUGAUACUAAUCAAAAACCACUACAUCGAUAGAGUUGGUUCUUUGGGGGAGCUAGUAUGGAACCAUUGGAAAAAGACGGGUGAUUUUGAUAUCUAUCUCAAUAAGGAAAAGAUGAAACAUCCAGAAAAAGUUGGCCACAGUCCAAUAUUUACUUGUCCAGCCAAGUUCAUAGGUCGUGAUGAAUUAUACAAGAGCAUCUUUGAGGAAUACAACAAUACAUUUGACGGCGGUGUCAAUUUGUUUUGGUUGAGUGGUAAAAGCGGUGUUGGCAAGACCAUUAUUUUGAAUGAUAUGCGUGUAGGGGCUUUUUUCAAAUAUGACUUUUAUUGCAUUUGGAAGUUCUCUUGCUCGGAUACAGGCAGCUCAAUAUAUUCAAUACUUUUGGAAGGUAUUAAAACAAUUAUUGGACAGAUUUUGGAAUGUUCCGAGGAGAUACAGGAUAGCUGGCGUGACUUGAUUGUCACUAAUAUACCCUUGGAUUUGAGCAUAUUGUUUUAUCUUAUUCCCCAAUUGCGAAAGCUAUUGGGUCAAAAAUAUAUUUCCAUAUAUCAACAUAAGCUGGGAACAAACUCACCAGGGGGUGCGAUCAAAGAAGAAGCAACGUCAACAUUGGAAGUCAAAUUUAGGGCGAUUAUAAAGUCAUUUUACAAAGUGGUUGGUUUGCAAGGCUUGACAAUUUUUAUCGAUGACCUGCAUUGGUGCACUGAGGAGUCGUGGCGAAUAUUAUGUGACAUAUUGAAUUUUGACGACGAGGCUGAUAUCAGCGAUAUGUGCUUAAAGGUUGUUACCACGUUUACGACAGAUGCUGACCAGUUUCAAGAAAAAAUUGAUAGUGUGGAGAAGGAAAAAAGGUUCAAGGACUAUGCCAAUAGAUCCAGCUUGUCGCUACAUAUUUACAAUAUACCAGAAGUACCUGCAGAUGCAUAUAAAAGUUGGAUUCUGCAGGUGAUUGGUGCAAACACGUCGUCAGCAAAGCAUGGCGGGCACUCGCCACCAGAACAAAGCAGCAUGUCGUCGAUGAUUAACAAGACCACAACUGAGAAGAAGCACCAAAAGCCCCUGAGAGCAAACAAUGACGCAAAUAUCAAUGCUCGAAACUUUUACGAAGCAACAAUGGGAAAUAUUAUGUUGGCUCAGUAUGCGAUAUGUAUGGCAAGGUUUUCACAGCAUUGCUAUUACGUCGGCCAUGUAAAUUAUGGCCGUUUUGUCGUUGAUAAUUUAUCUCCGCAAAAUUAUGGAAUGAACAGGAACGAAGUAAUUGAGAAUUUUAUGUCCGCGUCGAUCAAUCCAGAUGUCAAAAGCUUAGUCGAAUUUGCGGCAAUCAUUUCGCAGGGGCCAGGCUUCCAUCUAUCUGACUUGAUAGUUGCAUCUGCUUUACCGAUAGACAAAGUUUUCAAAGCUUUAUCAGUAAUGGUUGACUCGAAGCUACUUUUACCAACAACAACAUACUAUAAGGUUCCGUUUGACUUGCUCUCCUCAAAUGAAUCACCAUUUGAUUUAUCAGAUAAUGAUAUCUGGGAGUUAGCAUCACAUUGCAGCUAUAGGUUCUUUUAUGAUUCUAUAGUGGUCCAUGUUAUCGCCGAUUUGGUUGCCACGGACAGAUACAAGGAAUUAUCAAGACUUUGUGCCUUGAGAUAUUACAAGACCGUAAGUAAGGAAAAGACUUUAAACAUUGGGGGAUAUUUACAAAUGGCGGGGUACUUUCGCAACUCUUAUCAAGUUGCAAGACUGGAGGAAAAGGAGUUGUACAUUGAGGUUUUGGUCCAAGCCGGAAGGUAUGCAUCAUCAACUUACAACAUGAAGUUAGCUCAAAAGUUGUUUGAGGUCGUUGGCGAAUUAGUUGACGAUCUUGACUCAAAACGUCAACUUAAAUCAAUAUUGACUGUAUCACAAAAUCAUUACUACUUCGGAGAGUAUGAUAAAUGCUUGGAAGUAAUGAACACAGCCCAAGAAAAAUAUGGAUUUGACCGGAUUGUUUUUCUAUACCAAUUGGUUCGUUGCAAAAUUCAAAUGGGCCAAAUUGAAGAAGCAAUUAAAAUAAGUUUUGAGAGUUUACCCAAGCUUGGAAUCACAAUUAGUGCCGACGAGGAGCAGAAUAUCAAAGACUAUGAAAAACUAAAGUCAAAGAUACCAAUAUCGAUUCCCGAGAUUAGAAAUAUCUUGAGGGCUAAAACAACCGAAUCGCCAAAACUUUUGCUCAUUUACCACUUGAUAAGUCAACUUUUGCCGUCUUUGAUCAUAUUUAAAAAGAAUGCCAGUAGAAGGCUUUUAGUUGUGCAAGCAAUGCAUGCUAUCUACAAACAUGGGCCUUCGCCAUUUGCGGCUAUGAUUAUAUGUGACUUUGGUUCUGAUUUUGCCAGUCAGUUCACAUCCUCGGGUCAAUUAAGAGCCAAAGAACUUUGUAAAGUUGGUAUGAUUUUGGUUAAUCGAGCUAGCAAUGUCUCAAUUAAUUACUAUCGCGAAAUGUAUGAAUGCUAUGUUUGCACAUUGGCUGUUUACUUUGAACCAAUGCUGGUGGUUCUUAAAUAUUUUGAAACAAGCUCAGAAAGUACCCAAAAUGAUUUGCUUCUGGGAUUUGGAGAAUUGCGUAUAGUUUUGGCCACGGCAAAGACAUUCGUACUCCUCCUAGGUGGAAAAGCUUAUGAUAUCUCGUAUCUGAUAAAGAGAAGGAAGUCUCAGAGGCAAAAAUUUGACUUACUGGAUGAUCAAGAGUUUAUUUUUGACUCUGAGGAUUGUGUUUUUGGGUGUCUAUCUGUUGAUGAGUAUAAGGCACGCCAUGAAGCAAAAAUCUUGAACGAAGAUAAUUUGAGCCAACUUUGCUACUUUGUUGUGUUGUUGAAUGGGUUUAUGGUGGAUAGGAGGUAUGACGAAGGUGUUGACUUGAUUUUGAACAAAUCUCAUGAAGCUGUCGAAUCAUUCCCACUUUUAUUUUAUACAAAUCAUUACUAUUACGUGUCCGCUGUUCUCAUCACCUUUUCUUCGAAAGGAGACGCAAAGCUGGAAGAAAGAAAGACAGCCAUUUUUAAUGAUAUUUACCUCCGCAUGAAGUUGUGGGCAUCGACAAAUGAACAAAUGUUUGCGAAUAGAGUCGUUUUCUUACUGGCUUUGAAAGCAAUUAGAGAAAGCACUGUUGAUCUGUUGGAUAUUCUUGACAUUUUUGAGGAAGCUAUUGAGCAAGGUGUAAAAGUGCAAAACUGGUAUGACGUAUCCUGGAUUAGUGUGUUUUGUGCUAGGUGGUUGGUAAGUUGUAAUAAGAGCAAAAGAAGAAUUGGUGAAUUAGUCAAACGGGCAAUUGACAUCAUGAGGAAAUUGGAUUUCCAUGAAUUUGUAAAACAAUUAGAGGACGAAUUUGAAAAAUAUCUCGAGCAGGAUUGGUCCAUGUCUAAUUGGGCCGGAAUUUACAAAACUAAGCAUCAGGAAGAAAGGACAAGGUAUUCAAAAACAAUACCUUCCAAUCUACCGAUCAGCACCGAUGAUGCCGUCAGCGAUGAUAUGAAAUCACAAAUGAAAUUGAAUAGAAAAUCAAGAAAGGCUAGACAUCGGACCGAUAAAAGCUCAAAUACCAACAAUGCUUAUGAUUUGAAUUCAACAAUACAGGCUUGUUUGGGAAUAUCUGAGGCAAGUGAUGAGAGGACCAUUUUGAUUGAAUUGUUGACUUGCGCUAUCAAAUUUGCUGAAGUUGACUAUGGUGUUGUUGUGUAUAUGAACGGAGAGCCAAAAAUCCAGGCUGUUGGCUCAGCUCAACACAUAUAUAGCUUGAAUGAAGAGCCCUUGAGUUCACGAAUUGAUGUUUGUCCUUAUCAAUUGUUGGUGCACGUUUUAGAAUCGGGAGAAACUAUCAACAAGGAGGACGAUCAUAUUGCCUUUACCAAUCGAUUCGGAAAAGAUCCCUACUACAAUUACAAUUCUUGCUCCACAAUCUUGUGUAUUGCUUUGAAGAACCAAUUUGGAGUUUUUGGUGCAUUGUAUUUGGAAGUGGAUUCGAGAAAGGAUAAGAAGAAGGCGAUUUUUGAUGGUCGGAAGCGUGAUUUACUAAACUUGUUUUGUACGCAAGCAUCUGUGGCAAUGGGUAAAGCAAGGUUGAUUUCACAAAUGGAAGUUGCCAAAAUGGCGGCCGAGGAUGCUACAGCAGAAAAGGCAAGUUUCUUGGCUAAUAUGUCUCAUGAAAUUAGAACGCCAUUCAAUUCACUAUUAUCGUGCUCAAUAUUUUUGUUGGAUACAACCUUGAACUCAACUCAGAGAGAGUAUGUGGAAGCCAUCAAGAGCUCAGCAAUGGUAACGUUGAAUAUCAUUGAUGGCAUAUUGGCAUUUUCAAAAAUUGAACAUGGUUCAUUUACGUUGGAAAAUUCUCCAUUUUCACUUAACGAUUGUAUUGAAAGUGCUAUACAAUUGGGAGGAGAACAAGUUGUUGAUAACGAUUUGGAAUUGGUGUUUUUCAACAAUUGUCCCCAGAUUAAUACCGUCACCGGUGAUGUUACACGUGUAAGGCAAAUUAUUAUCAACUUGGUUGGUAACGCUAUGAAAUUCACGACUCAUGGCCACAUCAUUAUCAAUUGCAAUGCACUGGAGUUAACUUCCGAUAGAUAUGAAGUUACUAUAUCGGUGGAAGACACUGGUAUUGGUAUUCCAGAACUAUCACAAAAGAAAGUGUUUGGGGCUUUUUCACAAGUGGAUGGCUCAUCACGACGCGAGUUUGGUGGAUCUGGUUUAGGUUUAGCUAUAUCGAAAAAAUUGGCCGAUAUAAUGGGUGGUGAUAUUAGAUUUGAGAGUCAGGAAGGUGUUGGAAGUACUUUCUAUUUUAACGUUAGUUUCAUCGUGCUGUUGUUUGAUAAACCAGAGAUUGAAUUGUCAGGCAAAUCAGCAUUGAUCUUGAAUAAAUUGGAUUUAACUGGUGCUUCAUUGAAGAAUAUGAUCACAUUUUUCGAACUAUCGGUGGACGAUGUCCGCGAUGCCAAUGAAGUGAAAGAUGUUGGGAAAUACGAUUACUUGUUUAUCAAUUUGGACGAGUAUGAUGAAUUCCGCCAUUUUGAACCUGAAUUGAAACCAGGUGCCAAAGUGGUCAUCUUGGCCCAAUUUGGUAAACCAUUGACAGGUGAAAGUGCCAAAUACGAAGCGCUAUUAUGUCCUUUCCAACGUGAGCGGGUAGUGAGAUUACUUAGAGAUGUUAAACAUGAAGCAAAACCCAAUGUCAUAACACCGGCCCAAUUGGCUGAUGAAUAUCUGUUGAGAAUUCUUCUUGCUGAAGAUAAUUUACUAAAUUAUAAAGUUGCGUUGAAAUAUUUAGAAAAAUUGGGAUUUCAAGCCGACCAUGCCAAAGAUGGAGUUGAAGUCUUGGAAAAGUGUGAUUCCUUAUUGGAAAAAGAUGAAAAAUAUGACGUGGUAUUAAUGGAUAUUCAAAUGCCUACCAAGGAUGGUAUUACUGCCACGAAAGAAUUGAUUGAUAAAUAUGUCAAGUUGAACAAGCAAGAUUAUAUUCCUAAGAUUGUUGCCUUGACGGCAAAUGUUGCCGGUGAUGAUCGCGAAAAGUGUAUUGAAUGUGGUAUGGUUGAUUUCAUAUCCAAACCAAUCUUGCCUAAUGAAUUGAAACGAGUGUUGAAGCGCUUGGGAGAAAUGAUAGAGCAAGAGAAGAAGAAGAAGUAG